Molecule: messenger RNA, 1885 nt
Organism: Neocloeon triangulifer
Lineage: Eukaryota; Metazoa; Arthropoda; Insecta; Ephemeroptera; Baetidae
Gene: Gmppb
Product: mannose-1-phosphate guanyltransferase beta
Exons: 4
Coding region: 343-1431 (362 amino acids)
Biological process (GO): GDP-mannose biosynthetic process; cell wall mannoprotein biosynthetic process
Cellular component (GO): cytoplasm
Molecular function (GO): GTP binding; mannose-1-phosphate guanylyltransferase (GTP) activity
Source: RefSeq, a predicted model, not a curated record
AAUUAUUUUCAUUUCAUUUAAUAUUUUUAUUGCUUGAAAAAUUCCCAACUACAAAAUCUGUGAAUUACGAUUUUUUUACUUUUUUCCACGAAAAUUACACUCGCGUGUAUUGCGUGCUGCAUACGCAGCAAGGGGGCCAGUUGUGAGUGUGAUGGGCGUGUGCGGCGAUGGAAUAAGUGUCGUCAGCUGUGUUUUGUUGACGCAAGGGCCGGAGUGGCGUGUACUGUUGAUGUGGACGUCGACGGCGGCAGAGGCAGGCAACGUGAGUGCAACGAGAUCGGCCGAACAACCACACGUACGGGAAGUCAAGGACUGAAUUAUUGAAGACGAAGCGAACUUGCAAUGAGCACCGCGUUGAUUUUGGUGGGCGGCUUCGGCACUCGGCUGCGGCCACUGACCCUCAGUCGGCCAAAGCCGCUCGUCGAAUUCGCCAACAAGCCGAUGCUGCUGCACCAGAUCGAGGCCUUGGUCAAGGCCGGCGUUCGCAGGGUCGUGCUCGCCGUCUCGUACAGAGCCGAGCAGAUGGAACAGCAACUCACUGUCGAAGCCGAAAAACUUGGGGUUGAACUUCUGUUUUCACUCGAAUCAGAGCCGCUGGGCACCGCGGGCCCUUUGGCCCUGGCGCGACCUUUGCUGGUCACACCGACCAACGAACCCUUUUUUGUUCUAAACUCGGACAUCAUCUGCGAAUUCCCCUUUAAGGAGAUGAUCGCCUUCCACAAAGCGCACGGCGGCGAGGGCACCAUCGCCGUCACCAAAGUGGAAGAACCUUCAAAGUACGGCGUCGUCGUUUACGACGAUGAAUCCGGACGGAUCAAGAGCUUCAUCGAGAAACCGCAGGAGUUCGUUUCGAACAAGAUUAACGCCGGCAUGUACAUUCUGAGCCCCAAAGUUCUUGACAGGAUAGAACUGAAACCCACAUCCAUUGAAAAAGAGGUUUUUCCGCAAAUGGCUGCUGACGGGGCCCUUUUUGCGAUGGAACUGCCUGGUUUUUGGAUGGACGUCGGCCAGCCCAGGGAUUUCCUCACCGGACUUGCUUUGUACCUUGGUUCUGUGCGACAAAACCACCCUGAAACGUUGUACAACGGUCCAGGGGUUGUGGGCAACGUCCUUGUGGACCCAACUGCUCGAAUUGGGCAAAACUGCAGAAUCGGACCAAACGUUGCAAUCGGGCCAGACGUGGUAGUAGAGGACGGCGUCUGCGUCAAACGCAGCGUCAUUCUUAAGGGUGCAACAGUUCGCUCGCAUUCAUGGCUAGAGGGUUGCAUCGUUGGUUGGCGCUCAGUUGUUGGCCGGUGGGUUCGAAUGGAGAAUAACACAGUCCUCGGUGAGGAUGUGAUCGUCAAAGACGAGCUCUACAUCAACGGCGGCCAAGUGCUGCCCCACAAAAGCAUUGCCGCCUCCGUCACGGAUCCACAGAUCAUUAUGUGACUGCUCAGAAAUGAAAAUUGUGCCGAGGGUGAAUUGGUCGAGAGAAAACGGAAAAGAUUGUUGAUUUUUUUAUCCUGUGACAAGCAGCAAGUUCGUGCAAAAUUUAUUAGGGUUUUGCAUAGUUUAAUUUAAAUUUUAUUAUUAUGCAGAGGUAGGUGCUGCUUUUGAUUUGCAAAUUCAUUCCAUUUUCCAGUGAUUGAAAAGGAAACAGUCGAGUGCCAGUGACCUUUUAUUUAAGUUAAAAAAAUGAAGUGUGUGAACGGGAGUUUUGUGCAUAAACUGCCAUAAAUUUCUAUGCAUUGUGUUAUUUAGGGCAUUUUAUUAUGUAUAUUUGUUUUUGGGUAAAUAUUUUAAUCUGUGGCGUCUCAGGUUUUACACAUAAAAGAAUUAAUGUCAUUUUAUAAAAAAAAAUGGUGCAGCAAAACUUAAUUCCAAAAUAAAAAUAUAAAGCGUU